AUGGUGACCGUUGGAGCAACACAGCUGUGCUGGGCCAUCCUGGGCUUCCUUCUACUCCAAGGCCACAACUGCCAGCCCACGACAACCCAGACCUCUAGCUCUCAGGGAGCCUUCAGCAAUCUAAGUCUGACCAUAGAGCCAACUUCUCCCAACACGGGCACAGGUGCCCCACGCAGCAGCAGCAGCAGGAGCAGUGGCAGCCCAAGUGGAGACACAUUCCAAAAUAUUACCCCGGAAUCAACCACCAUGAGCCUGAGGACAGGGGGAUACUUGACCAUCCUGCCUAGUCCCACAUCAGAGUCGGUGCUCACCGUGGCUGCAUUUGGUGUUAUUAGCUUCAUUGUCAUCCUGGUGGUUGUGGUGAUCAUCCUAGUCAGUGUGGUCAGUCUAAGGUUUAAGUGUCGGAAAAACAAGGAGUCUGAAGAUCCCCAGAAACCAGGCAGUUCAGGAAUAUCUGAAAGCUGCUCCACAGCCAAUGGCGAGAAAGACAGCAUCACCCUCAUCUCCAUGAAGAAUAUCAACACGAAUAACAGCAAAGAAUGCUCCUCAGCAGAGAAGGUUCUGUAA
Molecule: messenger RNA, 567 nt
Organism: Trichechus manatus latirostris (Florida manatee)
Lineage: Eukaryota; Metazoa; Chordata; Mammalia; Sirenia; Trichechidae
Gene: ECSCR
Product: endothelial cell surface expressed chemotaxis and apoptosis regulator
Exons: 9
Coding region: 1-567 (188 amino acids)
Biological process (GO): positive regulation of endothelial cell apoptotic process; positive regulation of proteasomal protein catabolic process; negative regulation of angiogenesis
Cellular component (GO): plasma membrane; cytosol
Source: RefSeq, a predicted model, not a curated record